Molecule: messenger RNA, 2299 nt
Organism: Phaedon cochleariae (mustard beetle)
Lineage: Eukaryota; Metazoa; Arthropoda; Insecta; Coleoptera; Chrysomelidae
Source: the annotation of a GenBank genome assembly
AUGAAUGAAGAGAGAAUGGAGGAAGAUGAUAAUAUGGAAAACGAAGUCAGCGAUUCUUCUGACUCUGAUAGUGAUAAUGAUAAGGAACUGACUUCUAGAGCAGAAGCCUUGGAAGCCCAAAUAUCAUCAAAUAAAUACCUUUAUGAUGCACAUGUAGAAGUCACUGCAAUAUAUCUCCAAAUGGGAGAUCUUGACUCCAUGAGAGCAGCUUUUCAAAGAUUUCAUGAGACAUUUCCCUUAACUCCUAAGCUAUGGUUGAGUUGGAUAAAAGCAGAAAUAAAAAUUGCUAGCACUUCUGAAGAGAAGGCACGUAUUUUCCAACUGUUUGAUAAGGCAGUUGAAGAUUAUUUAUCCAUUGAUGUCUGGGUGGAAUAUGCACAAUUCUCCAUUGGUGCCAGUGAACUGAGUAAAACUCAUUCCAUCCUAGAACGUGGUCUAAACUCUGCAGGACUUCAUGUGGCAGAGGGUUCCUUACUUUGGGAUACUCUGAGGGAGCUGGAGCAUGCUCAUGUACAGGUCAACUCUGAAGGCAGUGAGGAAUGGAAGAAUCAAGUCAAUAGGUUGGCAGAUGUUUUCAAGAGACAACUGUCUGUGCCACUUCUCAAUAUGGAGAACACCUACCAAGAAUGGCAGGAUUGGUUCAAAUCUUUACCACCAGGAAUUGUGAAUCCAGAUCCUAUCGAAUGGGGUUACAAAAAAGCCCUUAAAGUAUUGGAAAAUUACAAACCCUUCGAAGAACGCCUUCUAAUCGCCGAAAGCACGGAGAGACUCGAAAUAUACAAGGAGUACAUAAAAGUGCUGAAAGACCCAUCCACAAUACUGUGUCUGUAUGAACGAGCAGUAGUAGAUUUGUGCCUCACUGCGCAAUUGUGGGAAGAUUAUUGCGGCUUCGCUUUCAAAUUGGGCGACAUCGCCGAUCAAGUGAGCGCUAGGGCUCUGAGACAUUGCGAUUGGAGCGUGGAACUGUGGUGUACCAGGUUGAGGAUACUAGAGAACCUGAAGAGGGACGAGAAGGAGAUCGUCGAAUGUUUCGAGGAGGGAUUGACCCGUUGUUCGGCCGUACCCAACCUCGACCUGUGGCUGACCUUCCUGGAGUACCAGGUGAGAAACUGCGGUGAUUCGGACAAGCUGGACAAACUUUUUCGGCAGGCCGAAGAGCAAAUAACAGAUGAGACCGAUCCGGCGAGAAAGUUGAGCAGGUGGCGAGCGAGAAUGUUGGCGAAGGGGGCCGACAUGGGCCGAACUAGGAAAAUAUGGAACGACAUCGUGCAUGGUCGACAUCACAAAGGUACGGCCAGCGUAUGGCUGGAGUACGCCCGCCUGGAAAUCCAGUACGGCGACCCUAAUUCCGCCAGGACCGUCUUCAGGAGGGCCCUCGCCGCCUGCAAGGACUGGCCCCAAUACAUCGCCGAAGAGUGGUCGAUGUUCGAGCGGGAGAACGGCACGUUGGAGGACGUGAUGAAAUGUUUGGAGGCGUGCAGCGUAGUGAAAAAAGUGGAGGAGGAGAGGCAAGAGAGCGGGAGGGAAGUUGAGGAGGUGGCGGAGAGUAGGGAGGAACGCGUUAGGAAACGGAAGUUCGAGCCGAGAGAGAAAACUAGAAUUGGACAUGCCAAGAGGUCAAAGAUGGACGAAGUGGUUGAACACAAACCAAACCUGUUGCACGCCCCACCGAAAAAACCGAUCGAAAAAGAUCCGAAAAUAACAGUGUUCGUCAGCAAUUUACAUCCCCGAGUGACGGAACGGGAUUUGAAGGAGCUGUUCCCGAAUGCGGUCAAUAUCGAUGUGGUUUUGGAUCGGAAAGGCAAAUCUCGAUGCUUCGGCUACGUGCAGUUCGCCAAAGAAGAAGAAACGCUCGUCGCCCUGGCGCGAGAUCGGGCCCCCAUCGACGGCAGACCCGUCUUUGUGUCAGAGAUCAAGCCGGAGCGGACGGAGAGACAGCCCGUCUUCAAGCAUCGCCUACGUGGAAUUCGACACCCGAGAGGCGGCCAAAAAAGCCCUUCUCGCCCUGGACCAGACCACCGUCGAGGGGCAGGUCAUCACGGUGGCGGUGAGCGCCCCGCCGCCGCCCAAGGGCAAGCAAGCGGAGCAGGGGGCGAGGGGGGGCGCGGGAGGGGCGGCAUCCGGGGAGCCGUGGAGGAACGCGAGGAGCCGGCUGCAGGUGCCGGCGUUGAUGGUGCCGAGGGCGGUACAGGCGAAGGGGGCAGGUAAAUCGGAUCCAAGUGCGAAUGGAGGUGGAACUGGAGAGGCCCCAAAGAAGAAUUCUGAUUUCCGAGAUAUGCUUCUCAAUCUCAAGAAGUAA